GUGACAUGAGCAUGAAAGAACGAGAGAACAAAUUCGUGGCACAACUGGAGAAAAAAGUAGCUGAGUUAGAGGCCAGAAACAAAGAAUUGAAGCAGUUAACUGAGUUCCAGCAAGCAGAAAACGAUGGAAACAGCGAGGCUAUUACGUAUCUCGAGUCGAGUGUGAAAGUUCUAAGAGAGCGAUUAGCCGAAAAUGAGAAGAAUGAAAAAGUAAAACAGGUAAAAGAACUUGAAACGCGAAAACAGUCGGUCAGCAAAGCUGAAAUGCCCAUGUUUGAAUUGUUAGAAACAAAUUUGAAAGAAGCAGAAGAACUAAAACGACAAGUUAGAUCUGAAAACCUGGCGCUCAAAAUUGAAAAUGCGGAGCAAUCUGCAGUAGUUGGCGCUUUGGAGCAAAAAUUGGCAACCAAGGUUGAUGAAUUGCGAAACUUGAAGCAAGAGGAAGUUACUUUAAAAAGGGAAAUUGCUAGGCUUAAGUUGAACAGAGGCCAGAAUCUUGAACCGACUUCGAUGGAAAUGCAGAAAGAAAAGUAUGAAAACAAGGAUGAACUCGUUGAAAUCACUCAAAGUGACGUGAAAGUACUUCAAUGUCCAACUGAAACUGACGAUUUGGAAACUGAAUUGGAACAAAAUGAGCCGUUGUUCGCUGAAGAAGAGCCGCAAUUGAACGACUUUGUUGAAGUCAGGUCAACCGUGAACAAUAUGGAAGACUUAACUUACAGUGACUUGGAAAAACGACUCAAAGAAGCAAUUCAGAAAAUCGAGAUUCUUGAAAAGCGACUCGCCUUCGCUGACAAGAAAAUUGACGAGGGGGAAGUGGAGAUACUUAAAUUAGCCCAGGUUAAAAACACCCUUCAAAAACAACUGGAGAAAGAAUUUAGAAGUCGCAAGAAACAUGAUCUAGCGGCAGAAACAGCAGAGCUGAAAUCACGAGUAUUAGAAUUGGACGCUGAAAAUAAAAUCAUCACGGCUGAAAAUGCCACGCUCAGUUCGUCUUUGGAUGAAAAGAAAUGUGAGAUAGAAGCACUGGAAAACAUGAAAAACACAAUGAGGAAAGAAAUAGCAAAUUUGACGGAAAACUCCUCUGAAAUUGUUAAUUCAGGGAAUAUAAAACAAAAGACGUUCCUGUAG
This is a messenger RNA of Symsagittifera roscoffensis, 1130 nucleotides long. RefSeq lists its product as uncharacterized. The coding region runs from base 6 to 1130 and encodes 374 amino acids. The transcript is spliced from 2 exons. NCBI's taxonomy places the organism in Eukaryota, Metazoa, Xenacoelomorpha, Acoela, Convolutidae. The record is from RefSeq and is a predicted model, not a curated record.